AUUUUUGUUUUUGCUCUGAAGAGAGAGACAGUACAGUGAGUGACAAAAGAAAAGCAAAGCGAAAGCAGAAAAAAGGAGAGGAAAAAAAAAAAUAAUAAUAAAAAUCGGUGGGAGCUCAGAGAUCGAAUUUCCUUUGUUUGCAAGCUCUCUCACUCUCACUCAAUGGAAUGGUAGAUUUGGGGUCUACAAGCGCCACAUUUGUCAAAGAGUGGGAUUCAGCUUCUCGUGAUUUCUGGUACUGGCCUUCUUGCAAUGGGAAAAUCACCUGGGAAGUGGAUCAAAACCAUACUGUUUGGGAAGAAGUCAUCCAAAUCUAAUCUUUCGAAAGGGAGAGAGAAACUUACAAGUGAAAAAGAAGUCUUGGUUCCUGCCAAGACAUCGGUAGGAAAAUUGGGUUUGGAUCUGCCUGUGGUUUCAUAUCCUACCUCCAGAGCUGUUGGAAGACAUGAAGGGAAGGUAGAAAAGGAGAACAGGGAAGUCACAAAUUCAUCACAUGAUGGGGGGGAAAUUUUGCCCGGGAAUCUAGAGGCAGAUGCACGAGGAUCCACACCCCAAUAUGCACCACAUGAUCCUGAGAAUAUUAGGCAGGAGGAAGCUGCAACAAAGGCACAGGCUGCUUUUAGGGGUUAUCUGGCUCGCCGUGCAUUUAGGGCCCUCAAAGGCAUAAUAAGGUUGCAGGCACUUAUUCGAGGGCACUUGGUUAGGAGGCAAGCUGGUGCUACACUGUGCUGUAUGCUGGGCAUUGUCAAGUUUCAGGCUCUUGUUCGUGGAAGAAGGGUCAGGCAUUCAGAUCUGGGGCUUGAAGUGCAUAAAAAGUGCAGUCUGGUGAAGCCUCUGGAAAGCCGGCCUGCAGUUCCUGUUGAAGUUGAUAUUUCUACACGAAUUGCAAAGCUUUCUGCAAAUGCUUUUGUUCGUAAGCUCCUUGCUUCAUCACCAACUGUCAUGCCUCUGCACCUACAUUAUGAUUCUUCGGAACCAAAUUCAGUCUCAAACUGGUUAGAAAGCUGGUCAUCAUCCCAUUUUUGGAGACCAGUUCCUCAACCAAAGAAAAUCAUAGACACAAAAUCUAAUAGAAAGCAGGGAAGUGGGCAAAAUGUAGAAGCUCAAUUAGCUAAGUCAAAGCGCAGUACCCGGAGGAUUCCUGUUGCACAUAUGGACAGUGCCUCAGUGCAGGCAACCUCUGAAUCUGAGAAACCCAAACGUAACUUGAAGAAAGUUUCAAACCAUUCAGUAGAUUCGGUACAGGAGAAUCCACAAAAUGAGCUUGAAAAGGUCAAACGUAAUUUGAGAAAGGUUCAUAACCCUGUGGUAGAGAACUCUGUCCAGCCAGAGGUUGAAACUGAUAAACCUAAGCAGAAUAUGGAAAAGGCCUUGAACAAUUUGAGCCAUGACGUUUUAGGACGGGGCAUUAAUAAUUCUAGUGAGAAAAUGAAGAGAGAGGCAAGCUUGAAUACAUCCAAAAUGUCUGAUGUGGAAACACCUGAACCGUUGGUGCUGAAAGAGUUAUCUGAUUUACCACAUGCUGAUCAAGCUACAAUGGUAUUGAAGCAUUUGACAGAGGGGAGUGGUGAAGAUAAAAUUAAUUCUGGUGAGGAAGCUACACCAGAGUCAGAUAUUUUAAUAGAGAGCAGAGUUAAAAAUGAGAACAUUUCCAUAACAAAUGGAGAUGAGAGCCAAAAGGAAGAUUUGACAAACGAGAACCAGAAAACCAACCGGAAAGCUUCUGUCACCACAAAGCAAGAACGUACUGAGAAUGGGUCACAGAGCAGUCCAACAUUGCCCAGCUAUAUGCAAGCAACGGAGUCUGCAAAGGCAAAGCUGAGAAUUCAAGGCUCCCCAAGGUUUGGACAAGAUGGGGUUGAGAAAAAUAACGUCACAAGGCGCCAUUCUCUGCCAUCUUCGACUAGUUGUAAAAUCAGUUCACAAUCCCCAAGGACGCAGAGGCUAGCGCAAGCAGGUGGAAAAGGGGGAAAUAAAAGCGACAGAUCUCUCUUGUCUUCAAGAGAUGGAAAUGCGAAGGUAAUCCAAGCCGAAUGGAAAAGAUAAUUUCUGAAUGAAAAUCGGGUCUUCAGGAGUUUUAACACAAAAUUUGGUGAUGAAGCAAGGAGCUAAGUUGUUUUAACCAUCGAUCUGGAGUAUUUUGUUUAUUUUAUUUUAUUUUUGUGUGUUGCAAGUGUUCUGAGACUGGAACUAUGACUGUAAUUGAAGGGUUGUGUCGGGCCAAGAGCCUUUACUGAUUUUCCUGCAUUUGGGGUCUGUGUGUGAAUGUACAUCAUAGGAUUUGGAAUUUAUCAUGUCAUACUUAAAUUCUGAACUGUGGGGUUGAUCUUGA
Juglans microcarpa x Juglans regia is the source of this 2332-nucleotide messenger RNA. Its product is annotated as protein IQ-DOMAIN 31-like. Lineage: Eukaryota; Viridiplantae; Streptophyta; Magnoliopsida; Fagales; Juglandaceae. The record is from RefSeq and is a predicted model, not a curated record. Bases 253 to 2046 code for a protein of 597 amino acids. The transcript has 8 exons. Gene Ontology annotation, molecular function: protein binding.